Bombyx mori (domestic silkworm) is the source of this 1594-nucleotide messenger RNA. RefSeq lists its product as uncharacterized. The record is from RefSeq and is a predicted model, not a curated record. Bases 182 to 517 code for a protein of 111 amino acids. Lineage: Eukaryota; Metazoa; Arthropoda; Insecta; Lepidoptera; Bombycidae. The transcript has 3 exons.
GUCACCAACCGACGAUUAACGAGACGAAAGUCGCUCGUGUAUCGACAGCCGCUUUGUAGAUAUAAACAGGCGCUCCGACGAAUUUAGUAUCAGUCGAGUUUCAAAGCUCCAAGGAGUACGGACUAUAUUUUAAAAAAAAAAAUACUUAAUAUUAAAAACGUGUUUUUAAAUUUAUCAGAAAAUGUUCUCAAGAUUAGUUGUUUUGGGUUUCGUUAUCUGUGUGGCGAAUGCGGCGACUUGGAUAGGUCGGUUACCGAAAAAACCUGAACAUUUAGCCCACAAAGAGGGAUGUUACGUUAAGGAAAUUGAUGACGUCAUAGCAUUUGGAAAAACUGUAGCACCCAUUGGACAUUGUUACGAGAUAUCAUGCGGGAAAAGGAUGAUGGACUAUUCUUCAUGCGGUACAAUUGACUCCAGCGACGAAUCCAAGUGUUUCAUUACUGACAUAGAUCUUAGCAAGCCCUUUCCAGAUUGCUGUCCUCAAUUUAAAUGUGAUAUUGAAAACAACAUCGACUAGAUUAGAAAUUUAUUAUAGUUAUUGACAUCCGCGUAUCUAGUGGCACUUGUCGUCAUAUCGAAUUAACGAAAAUGUUAAUUAAGCUUGCCGUGUGAAAAUUGAAUAGAGGAUGACCGAGCUUUGCUCGUUUUUUUUUUUUUUUUUAUAACGCCAUCUUGUUGUGUCUUUAAAGCAGUAAAAAUAGUAUUAUUAUUCGCCAAUAGACGUCGGGAAGAGUCAUAAAGUUGAUUAUCGAUAAAGUUGAUUAUUGAAAACACGAAUAAAACAACUUUUCUGAAAAUGAAUCGUAGCUAGAUCGAUUUAUCGCCCCCGAAAUCCCCUGUAUACUAAAUUUUAUGAAAAUCGUUGGAGCCGUUUCCGAGAUUCAGAUUAUAUAUAUAUAUAUACAAGAAUUGCUCGUUUAAAGGUAUAAGAAAAAUAGUCCAAAAUUGUGACAUCACUACACUUUAGUAUACAAUAGGGGAAUUUUCGGAUAUAAAUUAUAAAGCUGUUUUUUAAAAUUGUUAGUGUUGACCUGACAAAGUGAAAUCAAAUGAAAAUCAGCUAAUUUUACUAUGUACAAUGUGUAUUUUUAUUUCACAUAAACCAAAACUCGGCAUGUUGAGACAGCUGUUUCGUUACCAAAAUUUAUAAUUUCAAAUAAUUUCCUUUUUGAUAAUUUUGUAAUUAUUGUUUUAAAUUUAUUCAGUGUUACUGUUAUUGAUAAAAUUAUGUGAAUCACAGAUAAUGAGCUACAAUUUAAAUAAUGUAAUGAAACAGACAAAUAAAAUUUCGUGAUAGCAUUUUCGAACAAGUAGAAACGAAACGAGAGAAGAAUUUAAAUUAUAAAAGACAAAGAACCAUAGAGAACCUAAUAGGUAUCUGUUGUUUUAAAUUGUAAAGUUUUUUUUUUUAAAGUUAGUGCAACGGUAGACAGUGCCAUUGGAUGUCAAUUAAGUAGACUAUAGAUAGAGUUCCUUAUGAAAGAGUUGGGAGUGGGUCGUGUUAAUUUCACUCCGUCUCUAGAAGCUAUCUUGCCACCAAAUUGUUGAUUUAAUUUAUUUUAUUAAUUAAAUAAGAAAUUAUUUUUAAUAUUAA